GACAGACAAAGUUUUGAUUGUAGCGACAGUUAAAAUUGCAAAAUAGAUGCAUCGCAUCUUUACUGUGCUCAGUGCUGUGUAGUCAAUAAUUCAAGUGCCAGCAGUACAAGCGAAAUUUAGGGCUCGAUGAAAAUUGUUCUUUUGAGUAGCUAAGAAUCCCUUAAUUUACAUAGGCGUGCAUAAUUUAUUAUGCGCCUUCUCAAAUUCUCCUGGUUAUCGUAGUUUUAAUAUGGUGUUUAGAAUGUAUGUAUAUGUAGGUAGAAGUUGCUGUCAUCCAUUACCAAGAGGAUAUUUUUUGUGAUCGAUAAUUUGAAAGCCGAUGCUUGCUGUGGCACUUUUUUUUAUAUACAGUAUACAGCAUAACACUGUGAAUAUAAGUUUCAUGUGUUCGCUUUCCCUAGCACUCGCCGUUAAAGAACUGGAUUUUCGCGUGACCUAUGUAUUUUCUUAAUUUUUAUCUAUACUCAAGUUUUUUGUGUGUUGGUGCGGUACGUAACGUUAAGAGUGAAAGGAUGACACGUGUAGGGAUGUAAUGUGAAGUUUAUCGAAACGCGUAAGAAUACUGUUACUUCAUAGAACAUCCAUACAGCAACAUAGAAGCAGCAGCAGCAAGCCAAAUGGCAUGAAUUUGCUCAAAACUUUGAUUACAGUUAUACCUAUCUGCUUCUGUUUGCGUUUUUUAUAAUUAAUAUAAGAUACUGUACACAGAAUGUGCCACAAUACUAUCUGAGAAUUGUGCGCUACGUGAUACAAUUUUACAGAAUUUAACUAAGUUUUCGAACGAACAGUGCAUUAUGUAUGUAGAAAUCUUAGGUUUUGGGCUACUUUGCAGUGUUUUGUAGUUGAUGUACGACAUUUGUAUAUAAUACUCACCAAAAUAAUACCCGAGACUGGUCUAUUAUCAUCACUCCCUGUUAGUGUGCCACAGUCAAACACAAUUUAAGCAGGCUUCAAUGCUACUUACCUUAUUGCUAUUUCUGAAUUCCUAUGCUAUCAGACAAUGCAAAAAUAGUUGAAGUAACUACUUUUCCAACAGUUAACGUUUUUCACAUAUAUUCAGCAGCCUGUGUGAUAUUCCUCAAGACACACAAUAUUUAUGUAGAGCAAAACUCAUCUGAGUGACUCAACUUAUUGAGUCAACACUAUCCAUUGUAGUAUAAUAAUGAUCAAAAAGACCAUAUCAGUAGGAAAAAUUAAGUUAACUAUGUACCAAAUUCACAGCAGUUGAUGUUGCUGUAUUCGUUGGUUGGUCUGUAAGAUGAGAUUCGUGCUGUAAAUCAUUUCCAUAUAGAGCUACUGAAAAAUAUGUGCAUGGUAAUAACAAAAAAAUUUUAAAAAUGGCCGAUGUGACAUUACUAUAAGAAAUGCAAGACUGUCCCUGUUCGAGAACAUGCAUGUGCUGUUUGUUGAAGCCUGGGAAGCAAAGCAAGAAUUUUGAGCAAAGCAAGUUAGAAAACAAGGGCAAGCCCAUCAAAUCUACAUGGCAUCUGUGUCACGUCCUGUGUAACACGUAUGAGGAUAAGUGACAUUUCUAAUUGAGUCCUAAUGCAAAAUAAAAGUUUGAUCAGAACAGUUCAUAUUAACCUGUUGGGUGCAGUGGAGUACCCACACACUCAGCUCGACACACAGUCGAAAGAAUCGUAUAUAUUUUUUAGAACGUCAAAGUGUCCUCCAACUCAUGACGAAGUCUGCCAUCUUCUUCGAACAGAAACAGCUAAGAGAAACCCACAUACACCGUUUAGAAAGAAUAACACUCUGCUUGUGAUACUUGGUAUCAUAAUGAUAUCGGGUGAUAGCAGUCUCUCUCUUUGCUAGUGGAAUAUUGCAGACUAGUUAGGAAGGAUCCCUUCAUGAAUGUAUGGUUCUGCCAUUAGCAGAAAUUUUGUAGCUAUAGCGUAUGUUGCCAUCACCUGGUGCAAGUGCAGGGCGGCUGCUGGCACGGCUUUGGGUGGGUGAUCCUCGGCCGCCAGGCUGCUCUCCACCAUCUGCGCCACAGACUGUCAGUCGUGGCACUGAGACAACACCUCCGAGGCAUACCCAUCGUCCAUUUGUGUGUGGCCACUGUGGUAAGGCUUAUGCACAGUCAUCACACCUAGCACAUCACGGUCGUACACAUACCGGCGAGCGGCCAUUUGCUUGUCAGUUCUGUGGAAAGACAUACAUGCAGUCAUCACAUCUGACCCACCAUCGCCGCACUCAUACUGGCCAACGUCAGUUUGUAUGCAAGGUAUGUGGGAAGUCGUACUGCUAUUCAUCUCACCUAGCGGUACACACAAGGACACACACAGGUGAAAGGCCCUUCACAUGCCAACAGUGUGGGAAGACCUUUGCACAGUCAUCGCACCUGUCACAUCACCGCCGUACUCAUACAGGAGAGAGGCCAUUUGUGUGUAAGGAAUGUGGGAAGUCAUACAUGUACUCAUCACAUCUUGUAGUACAUCGACGGUCUCACACUGGUGAAAAACCAUUUAUUUGUCGAGACUGUGGUAAGGCAUUUGCAGAAUCAUCAAAAUUGGCACAACAUUCACGUACUCACACUGGAGAACGUCCAUACUCCUGCUCAGAAUGUGGCAAGACCUACUCUCAUUCUUCACAUCUUGCUGCCCACCGCCGCACACAUGGUGGCGUGGAAGACGAAAGGGCAUUUGCUUGCCCUUGCUGCCCUCGAGCUUUUGCUGCAGCUACAAAAUUGGCUGAGCAUGCCAGAUCACACCUUCAGCAGCAGCAGCAGCAACAGCAGCAACAUGGCCACAGUACAACUACAUUGUCAUCUUGCAAGGUGUGUGGAAAAGCUGUUACAAGAAGCGCUGAUUCUCCUGCAAGUGAUAUCCCCCCUGUCUGCCAAGAAUGUGAGGAGAAAGCAUUUUCACAUUGCCUUGCUUUGUCAUGGCAUGCCCAUAUGCAGACACAGAAUGGAGAACGCCUUAAGUUGACUGUAACAGCAACACAACCAGCACUGACACUGCCACGUCCAGCAACUGCAACACGCUGAGAAUGUUAUAAUCAGACGAAUAUCUUGUAUGUCUAAUCUAUGAUGUUUUUGGAUAUGAUUACUACAAACUAUCAGGCAAUUUCAGAACCCCUCCAAGUGCAUUUUUUAACAAUCUGUUACUUACCAUAAUUGAUUAUUUCUUCUUAAGAAUGGUGGGGGAUAAGGUUAUUGACCACCUAAUUUUUGUGAAUCAUUUGUAAUAAAAAGUGUAUUGUGGAAGUCAAGAAUUGGCUUGUAAAAAUACUUAAACAUUGUGAGCUGGAUGCAACAUAAUUUUACAAUAAAAUAAUUGCGGAUACUGUUGUAAAUACGUGUAAUAAAUGUUUUCUCUGUGA
Molecule: messenger RNA, 3327 nt
Organism: Schistocerca gregaria
Lineage: Eukaryota; Metazoa; Arthropoda; Insecta; Orthoptera; Acrididae
Product: zinc finger protein 239-like
Exons: 5
Coding region: 1898-2992 (364 amino acids)
Source: RefSeq, a predicted model, not a curated record